This is a messenger RNA of Aphanomyces astaci, 633 nucleotides long. RefSeq lists its product as hypothetical. NCBI's taxonomy places the organism in Eukaryota, Oomycota, Saprolegniomycetes, Saprolegniales, Verrucalvaceae. The coding region runs from base 1 to 633 and encodes 210 amino acids. The transcript has 5 exons. The record is from RefSeq and is a predicted model, not a curated record.
AUGGCGUUCGUGUUGGCGAAGACAACCUGGGUGGAGUCCGACUUCAGCAUCCUGAAAUGGGAGAAGGACGAGUUCCUCAUGAAUCUCCUCGACCUGUCGCUCGAGGGUAUCUUCCAGGCCAAGCAGUUCAAGCUCCUGGGCCCAACCCAGUGCCCCAAGCAAACGAUGAUGAUGAUGACGACACGCCGUGACGUGGUCGAGGUGGAGGGAGUCUCGGGCCGGAAGCGCAAGUCGCGCAGCGACAUCAUACCAGAAGACCUACUUCGCCGGCACCAACACUCUCCACAACUACUGUACAUGGACCUGUUGAACUCGUCGAUCGAGGACGAGGUCGAGAAGAAUUUUAUUGACUGUGAGGCAAUUAUCGCGGACUUGUUCUUUCGCGACGACGACAACGACGAAGACAGCGGUGACCAAGUACACGUAGUGAAACAUACAAAGUGCAACAACGCUCGGACACCACGAACAACCACAGUGAUGCCGGAGGCCAUGUUGGUGUGGGCCGCGGGAGUUGGACGUGGGAUUUGGUCGCCCGCGGCCGACUUUAUCCAUCAAGCUUGUCGCGGCGGAAGCCGUGUCGGUGUGGGCUGCGGGAGUUGGCCGUUGGAGAUGGUCGCCCCUGCCCAAGGCUGA